AUGGGGGAAGUGGUGAGACGGCGCCCCAUCAUUGCUGGCAGGGAAAGAGGGCCCGGACCGGGGCGUUAUGCUCUUCCGCCCACUGUCGGUUACAUAAACCAUGACUACACCAAACCCAGCAGCCCGGCCUAUUCCUUCCACAGCCGCAUGAGCAGCAACAUGGUGUCUGUGGAUUCCAGUCCAGGACCACAGUAUCAUGUAGAUGCCAAAAUGACACGCUUUGGCAGAGACGGUACCCCAUCGUACUCCAUGCUGGGCAAAAAGAAGAAGACAGCUGAUACAUUCCAGACUCCUGGACCUGGAGCUUACAGUCCUGAGAAAGCUCCACCUUUGAACCUUCACCACAGACCUCCGUCUUACACCAUGGCCUUCCGUACACGUUACCGCAUUGUGGAUCCUGUACCGCCCCCCAACCGCUACACCUUACCCAACCUCUUCAGCUCUCACGUUCCCCACAAACCCUCCAGCGCCAGCUUCACCAUGUCAGCACGCAGGAAAGCAGGCGGCCCAUCAGAGGACCUGUCCAUGACCCCAGGGCCCAGCCGUUACAACAGAACAGAUCCGAGCAUUUACCUGAACAGACAGCCUUCUUUCUCCAUGCAAAGCCGUUCUAAUAUUCCCACCGAUGCCACUUCGAAGCCUGGCCCAGGCACACACAGCCCAGAAAAGGUGACGGCACACCUGCAUCGUGCACCGUCUUUCUCCAUGGGUGUUCGUCACUCAGAGUUUGUAACACCACUGAUUGUUGACGUAUUAGACUGA
Molecule: messenger RNA, 762 nt
Organism: Sinocyclocheilus rhinocerous
Lineage: Eukaryota; Metazoa; Chordata; Actinopteri; Cypriniformes; Cyprinidae
Product: outer dense fiber protein 3-like protein 2
Exons: 4
Coding region: 1-762 (253 amino acids)
Cellular component (GO): cytoskeleton
Source: RefSeq, a predicted model, not a curated record